Messenger RNA from Sorghum bicolor (sorghum), 3435 nucleotides. Its product is annotated as disease resistance protein RPM1. Lineage: Eukaryota; Viridiplantae; Streptophyta; Magnoliopsida; Poales; Poaceae. Gene Ontology annotation, molecular function: ADP binding. Bases 698 to 3067 code for a protein of 789 amino acids. Gene Ontology annotation, biological process: defense response to other organism. The record is from RefSeq and is a predicted model, not a curated record. The transcript is spliced from 3 exons.
CUUAGUCAUCCAGACCAAAGAGCCUGUGUGGUCUGCUCUCUGCUGUGCCGGACGUCGUCUGUCCGGCCGGCCGGGAAGGAACGGGAUACCAAUCUGACCGCCGGGCGAUCGAUCGAGGUCGUCGAUCGAGGGCGACGAUGGAAGCGGCCGUAGUUAGCGCCACCCUAGGCGCUGGAGCGAUCCUACUGCGGAAGCUCGGCAACAUGGUCGCCGAUAGGCACAUGUACCUAGGCGACGGCCUGCGGCACGAGAUCCAGGAGCUCAAGGACGAGCUCGACAGCUUGGCCGCCUGCCUCCGCGACCUUGACAGCAGCGGCGACGACGACAGCCGGAACCAACUGACGAGGGCUUGGAUGAACCAGGGUGAGGGAGGUCGGCUAUGAUGCAGAUGACCGCAUCGAGAUUUUCUACCACCACCUGAUGAGCAAGCAGCUGCAGUCAACAGGUCGUCUGGCGAGGCUUGUCAGCCUCUUGAGAACAACAAUUAAAAGUUCGGAACAAGCUCGCAAAUGACAUCAAGACCCUGAAAUCUACUGCUCAUAAGGUAAGCGAGCGGAGACUGAGGUACAGGCUGGACAAUGCCGAGACCACCAGCAGCAGCAGCUUGUUCUUCGACUCCUCCGAUGUGUAUCGCAACCGACAGCUGCCUGCAGUACUAGCCGCCCUCCACGGCGGCGACGAGUCACGGCUGGUCGGGAUGCAAGGUGACAGAGACAAAAUCAUCGGAUGGCUAGACGACGACGAUGCUGCUAGUGUUGACGGAGGCCGGCUUCGGGUAAUCUGCAUCGUCGGCUUCGGUGGCCUGGGCAAGACCACCCUCGCCAAGGCUGCUGUUUACGACAGCCCGGCGGUGAUGCGUGGCAUGGGAAGCCGUGCCUUUAUAACAGUGUCCAAGACCUACGAUGAGCGGCUGCUUUUGGAAUCCAUAGUGAGAGAGCUUGUUCCAAGACCCAGCAGGGUAGAAGACGAAGAUCCCCUCCAAGGCAUUGAGCGCUGGGAUAUGUCACGCCUCACUGACAAAUCGAGACAUCACCUAGCAAAUAAAAGGUACUUCAUUAUUCUUGAUGAUGUGUGGAGCCCGAAAGCAUGGGAAAGAUUGAAAACAGCAUUCCCUAACAAUGAGUUGGGAAGCAGAAUAAUCAUCACCACACGUCAUGAGCAGGUUGCAAAUUCCUGCGCAUCAUCCAGUGAGCAUAUUCAUAAAAUGCAGCACUUAACCCCAGAAGACUCCAAGAAGUUACUAUUCAAGACAGUGUUUGGAUCAGAGCAAUGUCCACGCGAGUAUGAUCAUUUCAAGGAAGUCUGCGACGCUAUAUUGGAGAAAUGCAAGAACCUGCCUCUAGCCAUAGUGAGUAUAGGAGGAAUGCUUGCUCAAAGGAAACAUAAAACUGUGGCAGAUUGGCAAGGAAUAAUCAAGAGGAUACCUUCUGAGUUGGAAACAAACCCAGCUUUAGAGGGGAUGAGAAGGGUACUCUCCCUCAGCUACGACGAUCUGCCAUACCAUCUGAAAGCUUGCUUCCUAUACCUGAGUGUCUUCCCAGAGGAUCACGUGAUCAGAAGAGGAGCCUUGGUCAGGAGAUGGGCAGCGGAAGGCUUCGUCGGCGCGGCAGCGCAUAGCAGCUUGAGCUUGGAAGAGGCUGCUCACAGUUGCUUUGAUGAGAUUAUCAGUAGAAGCAUCGUGACUCCUGAUGAAGAGCUGAGCAGCAACGGCGAGGUCAGGAGUUUCAAGGUCCAUGACAUAAUGCUGGACGUCAUCACCACCAAAUGUGUCCAAGAGAAUUUCGUUUCGUUUGUUGGGAAGACGACCCACCACCAGCAGCGCAACGACACAACAACAAUAGGGCACGACAAGGUUCGCCGGCUUUCCAUCCAGGCCGCUUGCUGCAACAAUAGCAGCAGCCUGUCCAGCAGAAACCUACCCAAUGUCCGUUCUUUGACAAUCCUGGGCAGCACAGCCACAGAGAGACCACUGGCUACCAUCAGUUUCACAGACAUGACACUUUUGAGGGUGCUAGACCUCCAGGGCUGCCGCUGGUUGAGUAAACAAGACCUCAGGGACAUCUGCAGACUCCACCUGCUGAGGUACCUGAGCCUGAGAGGCACAACCAUACCGGCACAGCUGCCGAACAAAAUAGGGGAGCUCAAGGCACUGGUGACGCUGGACGUGAGGCAGACUUCAGUGAGAUUCUUGCCCAGGAGCAUCACACGGCUGCAGAAUCUGAACCAUCUGCUGGCAGGUGGAUACAGGUACUACACCAGGUCGCACAGCGUGAAGCAUUUCGACUACGACACAGCUGUGGUGAUGCCGGCUGGGUUUAGCAGCAUGAGAGCGCUCCAGAGGAUCCCUUUCCUGGAUGUCGAAAGAAGCCCCCAUGCGCUGCGUGAGGUGGAGAAGCUGGAGCACCUAACCAGGCUCUGUGUUAUGCAGAAGGUCCAUGGAGCAACAUGGGAGUCUUUCGGCAGCUCCUUGAGCAAGCUGAGCAGCUCCCUUCUCUCACUGUCAGUCAUGCAGUAUGCACAUAGUGGCAAUGAGUACCCACAGCUGAGCUUCUUGAGCAAUGACAGGGAUCUUGAUAGGUCACCCCCUAGACACCUUCAGAGCCUGCACUUGAUGGGAAAGCUAAGUGUGCUGCCUCCAUGGAUCUCAUCCCUCCACAGCCUCACCACCCUGUCACUCCGAGAGACCUACCUCGGAGAUGGUAUGGUUCAUGUGUUGGGAAACCUUCGCAGCCUCGUGUCUCUCAAGCUCUACCGCCUUUCGUACACUGGCAAUGUGCUAUGUCUUGAAAGGCACCAGUUUCUGAGUCUCAGGCAACUGGUUGUAGACAACAUUGACACACUUUUUAGGAUCACCUUCCAGCAGGGGGGAGCACCUUAUCUAGAGACGCUCUCACUGGCCUUAGGCUGUUGGCGCAAACGGCGCAUCCGUGGAAUUACCAACCUCACCAGGCUCAGGAAAGUGGAGCUGUACGGUGACAUCAACGAAGAAGAGGUCAGGACACUGACAGAGCGGAUCGAUAGGCAUCCAAAACGCCCAAUAGUUACCAGAGAAGAUCGACUGGACUAAUACAUCAUAUUAUAUCUCUCUACUAGCUAUAGCUACCUCCUUGCUUAAUUCUAGCUAGUUCAUCUUUAAAUUAUUUUAUUUACGCGGUCAAAACAAUUACUGUAUCGUGUUUUUUUCCUCAUUAUAAAGAUUGUGAACAUCAUGUGCACUUUUUUCUGUAUAUAUACUAAAGUUUAAUGGACUCAGCCCCUGUAUUUAUUUUUUUUUCGAUCACGCCGAAGGAAAGCAGAGAAGAGUUUCAACGCCACAAACAAGGGGACGGCAACCAUUAGUGACGUUCUCUUUUUCCAUUGAAUUGAAACUGGUUUUUGUACAUUAAGAAGGAACAUUCCAUCUUGGAGAGCUGCUGUUUCUAAUUUGUAGCUCAA